Messenger RNA from Etheostoma spectabile (orangethroat darter), 5266 nucleotides. It is a transcript of the gene cadpsb, whose product is annotated as Ca2+-dependent activator protein for secretion b. The record is from RefSeq and is a predicted model, not a curated record. The transcript is spliced from 30 exons. Bases 245 to 4168 code for a protein of 1307 amino acids. Gene Ontology annotation, cellular component: glutamatergic synapse. Lineage: Eukaryota; Metazoa; Chordata; Actinopteri; Perciformes; Percidae. Gene Ontology annotation, biological process: positive regulation of exocytosis; synaptic vesicle exocytosis; dense core granule exocytosis.
UGCUCGGCGCAGGCGGAGAAAGCUCAGUGUGAAGCAGACUCAACCUCUUCCAGCUCCACUCGUACUGCUGACAUCCCUCAGCGAGCCAGUACAAUCAGGGCCUAUCCCUGUCUUGUUUUCGGGCAUAUUUUCCAUGAAAUCUAGAAACUGAUAAGACAACGACACAGCCAUCAUCUAGGGGUUGUAAAAAAAACUAAUUUAGUAGUUUAGGAUAUAUUUAGGGACGCUUCGCCUUUAGAGCAAGAUGUUAGAUCCGUCGUCCAGUGAGGAGGAAUCUGAUGGGAUAGUGGAGGAGGAAAGCAAAGAGGCGAUGGCACCUCAGGCCGGAUCCCGCAUCUCACCAAGCAGGACCACCGAGAGCUCGGGUGGACUAGCGCCCAGCAGCAGCCGCAGCAGUGCCCGUCCGACCAGCCCGAGCCCGUCAGCCGCCAGCGAGGAGAAAGAGGAUGUGGAGAAGCUGCAGCGGGAGGAGGAAGACCGUAAAAAGAAGCUGCAGUUAUAUGUUUUUGUGAUGCGAUGCGUCGCGUACCCAUUCAAUGCAAAACAGCCCACAGAUAUGGCAAGGCGACAGCAGAAGAUAACCAAGCAGCAACUUCAGCAGACUAAGGACCGUUUCCAGGCCUUCCUCAAUGGAGACACACAGAUUGUGGCUGAUGAAGCAUUCAUCAAUGCUGUGCAGAGCUACAAUGAGGUGUUCCUGAAGAGUGACCGUGUGGCUAAGAUGGUCCAGAGCGGCGGCUUCUCGGCCAAUGAUUUCAGGGAAGUGUUCAAGAGGCACAUCGAGAAGCGCGUACGAAGCCUUCCAGAAAUCGACGGUCUGAGCAAGGAGACAGUACUCAGCUCUUGGAUGGCCAAGUUUGACACCAUCUACCGCGGUGACGAGGAUCCACGCAAAGCGCAGCAACGCAUGACUGCCAGUGCGGCCUCUGAGCUGAUCCUCAGCAAGGACCAGCUGUACGAGAUGUUCCAGAAUAUCCUCGGCAUCAAAAAGUUUGAGCAUCAGCUGCUUUAUCAAGCCUGUCAGUUGGACAACCUGGAUGAGCAAGCUGCACAGAUCAGAAGAGAACUUGAUGGUCGUCUUCAGAUGGCGGACCAGAUUGCCAGGGGUGGCAAGUUCCCCAAAUUUGUGUCUAAAGAGAUGGAGGCCAUGUUCAUCGAGGAGCUCAAGUCCUCCGUGAAUCAGCUGAUGGCCAAUCUGGAGAGCAUGCCCGUGUCCAAGGGAGGGGAGUUCAAACUCCAGAAGAUGAAACGGGGACACAAUACCUCCAUCAUUGACAUGGGCCAGGAGGACGAGAACACGCUAUCCAAGUCGGAUGUGGUUCUGUCCUUUACUUUAGAGGUGGUGAUCAUGGAAGUGCAGGGGCUAAAGUCUCUGGCUCCAAACAGGAUUGUCUACUGCACCAUGGAGGUGGAAGGAGGCGAGAAACUCCAGACCGACCAAGCAGAAGCAUCCAAGCCCACGGUUGUCCUCCACCCAACUCCAAACAGUCCCAAGCAGUCAGAGCUCCAUAAGAUGACCGUGACCAAGGCUUGCCCUGACCAAGAUCUGAGGAUCAAACUGGCCAUACGUAUGGACAAACCACAGAACAUGAAACACUGCGGGUAUCUGUGGGCUUUUGGAAAGAAUGUUUGGAAACGCUGGAAGAAGCGUUUCUUUGUCCUUGUGCAGGUGAGUCAGUACACGUUUGCCAUGUGCAGCUACAGAGAGAAAAAGUCAGAGCCACAAGAGCUUCUCCAGCUGGACGGGUACACUGUGGACUACAGUGACCCCCAGCCAGGCUUGGAUGGUGGCAGGGCUUUCUUCAAUGCAGUAAAAGAAGGCGACACUGUAAUCUUUGCAAGCGAUGAUGAGCAGGACCGCAUCCUGUGGGUCCAGGCCAUGUAUCGUGCCACUGGCCAGUCCCACAAACCCGUCCCACCCACUCAAGUUCAGAAACUCAACUCCAAAGGUGGUGCCUCAGCCCAAAUGGAUGCUCCCAUUUCUCAGUUCUAUGCUGACAGAGCUCAGAAACACGGAAUGGAUGAGUUUAUCUCCGCUAACCCCUGUAGCUUUGACCAUGCCUCGCUUUUUGAGAUGGUGCAGCGACUUACGUUGGAUCACAGGCUCAACGACACCUUUUGCUGCUUGGGAUGGUUUAGCCCAGGCCAGGUGUUUGUCUUGGAUGAGUACUGUGCCAGGAAUGGAGUUCGAGGUUGUCACAGACAUCUGUGUUACCUGCGUGAUCUACUGGAAAGAGCAGAAAGUGGGGUUAUUAUUGACCCCACUCUUCUUCACUACAGCUUCGCUUUUUGUGCCUCCCAUGUCCAUGGGAACAGGCCAGACGGGCUGAGCACAGUGAAAGUGGAUGAGAAGGAGCGCUUUGAAGACAUCAAGGAGCGGUUGCGUGUGAUAUUGGAAAACCAGAUUGUAAAUUUCAGAUAUUGUUUCCCCUUCGGUCGUCCAGAGGGAGCACUGAAGGCCACUUUAUCUUUGCUGGAGAGGGUUCUGAUGAAGGACAUUGUGACCCCAGUUCCACAAGAAGAAGUUAAAGGAGUGAUCCGCAAAUGUUUGGAGCAGGCCGCUCAGCUCAACUACGAGCGGAUUAAAGAAUAUGCUACAAUUGAAGGAAAAAAGAGGGAAAUGUUUGAGCACCCUGUCUUCUGCUUGGCGUCUCAAGUGAUGGAUUUAACCAUCCAGAACGUAGGCCGCUUAGUCACACCUGCCAAAAAACUGGAGGAAACAAUUCGCCUGGCGGAGUUAGUCAUAGAGGUCCUCCAGCAGAACCAGGAACACCAUGCGGAGGCGGCAGUCACAAGUUCUGGAGAUCAAUCGGGAAAAGAGGCAUUUGCAUGGUGGACAGACCUCAUGGUGGAACAUGCAGAAAACUUCCUGGCCCUCUAUGCCAUCGACAUGGAUGCCGCUCUGGAGAUCCAGUCCCCUGAGAGCUGGGACAGUUUCCCUCUGUUCCAGCUGCUCAACGACUUCCUCCGGACAGACUAUCAUUUGUGCAAUGGAAAGUUCCACAAACACCUUCAGGAUCUGUAUGCUCCUCUGGUGGUUAGAUAUGUGGAUCUGAUGGAGUCCUCCAUAGCACAGUCAAUUCACAAGGGAUUUGAGCGAGAGUCCUGGGAACCUGUAAAGAGUUUAACAAGUAAUCUGCCCAAUGUGAAUCUACCAAAUGUGAACCUCCAAAUUCCCAAAGUACCAAAUCUGCCAGUGCCAGUAGCAGGACUAUCAGUUAACCUUCCACAAAUGCCUAGCUUUUCUACCCCGUCAUGGAUGGCUGCUAUAUAUGACUCUGAUAAUGGCUCCGGGACGUCGGAGGACCUCUUUUGGAAGCUAGACGCCCUCCAGACUUUCAUCAGGGACCUGCACUGGCCUGAGGAGGAGUUUGCCAAACACCUCGAGAGUCGCAUCCAGCUCAUGUCGAGCAACAUGAUCGAGAACUGCGUCAAGCGCACAAGGAUGGCAUUUGAGUCCAAGCUGACAAAGAGCAGCAAGUCCACAGAUUUCCGCAUUUCUCCACCAUUAUGCACCAUGUUCAACGUGAUGGUGGAUGCCAAGGACCAAUCAGCUAAAUUGUGUGCAAUGGAGAUGGGUCAAGAGAAACAGUACCACACCCAAAUAGACGAGUUGAUUGAGGAAAGUGUGAAAGACAUGAUCCAGCUUCUGGUUGCAAAGUUUGUUGUCAUUCUGGAGAGCGUGUUGGCUAAGAUUUCCAGAUAUGAUGAAGGCACUCUCUUCUCUUCAUUCCUCUCAUUCACGGUGAAAGCUGCCUCUAAAUAUGUGGAUGUACCUAAACCUGGAAUGGACGUGGCCGAUGGCUACGUGACCUUUGUGCGCCACUCUCAGGAUAUCCUUCGUGAUAAGGUCAAUGAGGAGGUGUAUAUAGAAAGGUUAUUUGAUCAAUGGUACACUGCCACCAUGAACCUGCUGGGGACCUGGCUCACUGAACGCAUGGAUCAGCAGCUCCACGUCUACCAGCUAAAGAUCCUAAUCAGGAUUACAAAGAAAAAGUACCGGGACUUUCGCCUGCAGGGUGUCCUCGAUUCCACCCUAAACAGUAAGAUGUACGACACGGUGCGCAACAGGCUGACCGUGGAGGAGGCCACGGCUUCAGUGAGGGAAGGAGGCAUGCAGGGCAUCUCCAUGAAGGACAGCGACGAGGAGGAUGAAGAGGACGACUAGAGCCCGGACACUGACACUCCAACCCGCACCCCGACCCCCUUUCACACUUUUGACUUUAGCCUGGUUACCGAUGCAUGUACCAACUCAGAUAGCCACUCUAGGACCUCUUUGUCAGCUCGAAAUGCCUAUGAAGGAACUAAUAAUUAUAAAAAUAGUACGUAUACUGAGGAAAUCUAAAUAAAAAUGUUGAAAAAUAACCAUGAUUGGCAGAUUAGCUGUGUCAUGAUAAAGAUAGCACCUAUCUUUGAUUCAUUCAUUUCUAAAUUCAUUUCUGUGUUACUAAGCAAUAUGGAGAACCAUUUGUUUGACAAUGUUGAGUGAGAUAAAUAGGUGUGUCCCUGUCCAAUGCAAUCCUAUAUGGCGCUUAUUUGUCGUAUUCUACAUUCAUUAAUGGUACAUUGUCGUGAUGAUGAGUGUGUGGACCCUUUUCUUUGUCUUGUCUGUUUUUAAGUGAAUGCCAACUGCUUCAAACUGAAAAUAAACCUCUGUAUUUGUUUACGGCUGUUGCAGAUACACUGUUGUCUACACACUGUUAUUAACAUUAACAACAGUAAGUCCAGACCUGCAUUUUUAUCAUGUGUCAAUGCUAUGUGAUCUUAUCUCAAUUACUAAUUAGACACGAUUCAACAGGAAUCAUGAACUUCAACGAGUGGUUAUUCUAGAGAUGCAAUAUUCUCAUAGCUCCAUUUUGAUAACUUGGGAGAUUCUAUUUUUAUUUUAACAUUAAAAGGCCUUGAAACAGGUUCUAUUUUAAUUGAGUUGCACUUUUACAGAGAAAAGAGCAAAAUAGUUUUUUUUAUUAAAAAAAAAAAAAGUUGGUCUGUCCUUGUUCUGUAAUUGUGUAGAAUGAGAUGUCUGGCAUUUGUUUGGGUCUCACUGUUGUUUUGUAUAUAUUAUAUAAAUAUAUAUAAAUAUAAAAUGCUGUACAUUGCAUUCUGAGCCAUCGCUGCAUGCCUGUGGGUUCCCACCCUCCCCAAACGCUUUCUGUUUUCUGUGUGAAUUAGCUGGUGGAUUUGUUCUUGCUUUUGCCUUAUGAAAGCCAACAGUUGUAAUAUGCAAGAGCUGUGGCCUCUAAAUAAAAAUUACUGUACAUGUGCA